Cajanus cajan (pigeon pea) is the source of this 1239-nucleotide messenger RNA. NCBI's taxonomy places the organism in Eukaryota, Viridiplantae, Streptophyta, Magnoliopsida, Fabales, Fabaceae. The record is from RefSeq and is a predicted model, not a curated record.
CUCGUAGUUCAGAUCCGAACCCAACAUAUAUCCAGUUGUAGCAACCCGGGUUCUAAGCAACACCGCUUACACCUACCACGUGUUCGAGUUUCUACUCUACUCCUCCCCACACCAGAUUACUCCAAUGGAGGAGCAACUCCAACCGAACCCUAACUCGGUUACCGGACUCACCGGUUCCUCGCCGCCGCUCCACCACGACGACGACGGCGAACCGGUUCUGAGCUCCCACACCCUCGCCGCGCUCAACGAGUUCCUCGCCGAGCAGCAACGCGACUCCGCCGCCGGAGAUUCCGAGGUCUCGCUGGUGUCCGAGGAUUGGAGGCUGAGCCAGUUCUGGUACAGCGCCGAAACUGCCACAACCGUCGCCCAAGAGGUUCUCACUCUCUGCGCCGCCGCCAACUCUCGCGUCGCCUGCAUCGCCUGCCCUACGCUCUACGCUUAUCUCAAGAACAUGGAUCCUGGUGUUUCUGUGCAACUUCUUGAGUAUGACAAACGUUUUGAGCAAUAUGGAAGUGAUUAUACAUUUUAUGACUACAAUCACCCUGAGGAGAUACCAUCGGAAUUGAAGCAUUCCUGCAGAGUUGUGGUUGCAGAUCCUCCUUACUUGAGCAAAGAGUGCUUGGAGAAAGUUGCUGAAACAAUUCGUCUGCUCAUACAACCUGGAGAGUCAUUUUUGCUUCUACUCACAGGUGAUGUGCAGAAAGAAAGUGCAGCAGAGAUCUUGGGCUUGCAUCCUUGUCGUUUUAGGCCUCAGCACUCCAGCAAACUUGGAAACGAGUUUAGGCUGUUCUUAAACUAUGACCCUGGUACAAGACUAGGAGGGUUGGAAAAAUAGGUAUAUGAAGCUGCAGUUGCAGAUUCGAUUGACUUUGAGGUGAUUGGAUGUUGUCUGCCACUCCGAGGGCAUUGAAGUUAUUCAGUUUGAAUUAUAAGAUUCCACAAUUUCUGUAUGAUUAAUAUUAUUCUCUUGGCAACAAGCGUGGUUUUGAAUUUGCUGAUCCGAGAUAUUGUCCGUUUGUCUCAAUUUCUAGUAAGAGGCACAGUUUUGGGUCGUAUUAGAUUAUUACGUGGAAAUGAGUUUCAAUGGACCUAUCAAAUUUCUCUUUCCUGAUAUUUGAAAGUUGUGGUAAAUCUUUGACCCAACCAAUUCAAGAUUAUUGUGAAUUAUAGCAUGUACUACACAGGGCAAUUUCGAUGUGGAAUCUUGUGGUUCAGCAAGGAUUUUUUUUUUCUUUUCAA